Perca fluviatilis (European perch) is the source of this 2220-nucleotide messenger RNA. RefSeq names its product UBX domain protein 1 (gene ubxn1). Gene Ontology annotation, molecular function: protein binding. The coding region runs from base 113 to 1036 and encodes 307 amino acids. Lineage: Eukaryota; Metazoa; Chordata; Actinopteri; Perciformes; Percidae. The record is from RefSeq and is a predicted model, not a curated record. The transcript has 10 exons.
UAGGCCCCGAAGAGCAUGGGGGCAAAAAAAAAAAAAAGAUCGCUAUUCAGUGGUUCUGUUUGACCUAUGUGGUUUCCCGUACUGUUGAAGCGGUGUUGACUGAUGUGUCAAAAUGGCAGAGCUUACAACACUAGAGAGCCUGCUGGAGAUGGGCUUUGACAGAAACAGAGCGGAAAAGGCAGUGGCCCACACAGGGAACCAGGGAAUAGAACAAGCCAUGGACUGGUUAAUGGAACAUGAGAACGACCCAGACAUUGAUGAGCCCUAUGUGCCGCCUGUGGGGAACGUCCUGGGAGGAGACGCAGACAGCCAGUCCACCACAGAACAGCCGUCACUAGCAGACACCGCUGAAGGGAGAGCAGGUGAAGACGGCAGCUAUGAUGAUAACGAAGAGAGUGCAAAGAUGCCAAUGUCAGAGGAGGAGAAACUUGAACAAGUUAAAAGGCUAGAGGAGCUGAUGCGGGUGAAGCAGGCAGAGAGACGAGAGCGAGAGCGGGCAGAAGAGUUGGAGCGGGAGAAGCAGCGAAGGAGACAGGGCCAAGAGCUGCAGCAGAUUCGUCAAAAGCUGCAGGAUGACGAUAUGAAAAAACUCGCUGAUCAGCGCAGAAAAGAGAAGAUGGAGGACAAAAUGGCCAGGCAACGGGUUAAAGAUAAGAUUGCACGAGACAGAGAGGAGAGAGCACAAAAGUUUGGAGGUGGUGCACCCCCGAGCACGGCGGCAAUGUCCCAACCUGCCCCGCCCAGUCCCUCGUCACCCACCAGUCAUGGCCCUCCACCCACUAAGAAGGAGUAUGAUGAGUCCAGGAUACAGGUACGUCUGCUGGACGGCUCGACCAUCACGGCGGUCUUCAAGGCCCAGGAGCCGCUGGCGGCAGUGCGCGUGUACGUGCAGGUGAAUGGCAACACACCUGAGGGUCAGGACUUCACGCUGCUCUCGCCCUACCCCCGUCACGUCUACACCGAACUGGACAUGGAGAAGCCCCUCAAAGAACUGGGUUUGGUGCCUUCAGCUGUGCUGGUUGUUAUCAAAAAGUGAGAUCAGGACGGAGGAUCUGCUCUGUGAGCCUACCUCACCACUUCCACUACAUCAACACAAGAGGCACCAGAAACAGAUUGAACUGGGAACAGAGCCAUCACCUUUUUAGUAUCUCUCAGUAAGCCAGCUAACUGAACUAAAGCAGAGAGAUGUAGCGCGAGGCUGUGAUCAGAUUGUGUGAAGCUACUUUUAAGAAGUUUAAGAAGGGAAAGUGAGCUAACUCACUGAUUGAUUGCACUUGAUAGACUGAUUUGUGUGCAGUGAGAUGGACAGUGGCUUUUACUUAUUCAGGAAGAAAGUGAAGAUAGCUGGCUUCUGAUGAAUACUGCUUCAUGGUCUCAACAACACAUUAAUAAAAAUUCAAUUUUAACCAGAUCUUAACAAAGCAAAGUACCACACAAGACCUACUCGAUUGGUUUCGAAAGGGCCUUAAAUUGAAUCCCCACGAUCUUCCUGAUUUUGUGACAUUCUACUUUGCCAGUUUUUUUUUUAUAAGUUUAAAUAUAUUGACAAUUAUGUCUGCAUAAUCACCAAGAAUCUAGUUAAAAUAAAGCUGACUCAGAGAACUAUGGUGGUGGACUGGAUUUUCUAACAAUUGUAUGUGUAACCUUUCUUAAAAUAAGUAUGUUUGUCAAAAAAUACCAUGGAAAAACCCAAACCAACAUAUUGAUUCUGUUUGUGUAGCCAAAGCCUGAUGUGUCAUAUUCAGUGAGCCAUACUGUCGCCCUGGGUGACAGGAUGUUUCUUUAUUACCAUGAGCAUGAUGCUGUAAAUACUCACUAGAGCACCAAAGCUGUGGCCUAAAAUAGUCCCCAAAUGCACUAUUAACUCCUAUUUGAGUAAUGUUUGCUAAAAAAUACAAAUUCCAGCUGUCCAGCAAAUUAUUGAGCCUUUUUACACAAAUUAAACUGUAUAUUUGUGACCCAUUGUUACAGAUUUAAGUCUUUGGUAGGAAAAAAAUGGGUUUAGGGUUAAGUGCCACAGUAGGGAAGUUAGAAACUACUGAGACAGAUUAACACUUGUAGCCUUUCCAUGUGAUUUCUUGACAGCAAGAAAACUAGAAUAUCAGCAUUCUUAUCCUUUAACAGAUUUAAUCACUACAUACGACUACAGAUAAUUGAACAAGUGCACAUUUAACAAGGUUGUAAUGUUUUGCAACGUAUUAAACUGAAUUCUCAUCAUAA